AUGGAUACUAGUCCUACAAGAAGUAUUGAUGGACAGACCAGUGUGGGGGAGAGCCCUGCCCGCAAUGGGGAGUCCAGGCACCGAGGCAGCACCAGGGGCAGCUUCCACGCAGUUGCCACAUGGAGCUCAUCCUCACAGUCCUCCCAAAAGGAAGAUCUAGGGAGCAAUGUUAGUAAGAGACUUAAUUCAAUUGUCAACUCCCAAUACAAUGACCAUCACAGCACCACAGCAGAUCCCAAGGGCCAACUGUGGGUGUCAGCAGAACCUGACACAACCACCACCAAUACCGCCACUACCACAUUCUCCAAAGGAGCAGAAGUCAUCACUUCUACUCAGGCCUCAGAGACGGAGGAGAAUGACCAUGUGGACCAGUCCACCUACUUUCAGAGGCAGUUUGGGGCGCUGCUCCAGCCAGGGGUCAACAAGUUCUCCCUGCGCAUGUUUGGUAGUCACAAGGGCGUGGCAGCGGAGCAGGCCAGGGUCAAAUCCUUUGGAGUGUGGAUCAUCCACCCCUACAGUGACUUCAGGUUCUAUUGGGACAUUGUGAUGCUACUCCUGAUGAUGUGCAACCUGGUCAUUCUCCCCUGGGGCAUAACCUUCUUUGAAGACCAGAAAACUUUGCCCUGGAUCUCGUUCAACGUCAUCUCUGACACCUGCUUCCUGGUCGACCUGGUCCUCAACUUCCGCACGGGCGUCCUAGAGGGAGACGACCAGAUCAUCCUGGACCCCAAGGUGAUCCGUAUGCGUUACCUGAAGACUUGGUUCGUGGUGGACUUCAUCUCCUCCAUCCCAAUGGACUACAUCUUCCUGAUAGUGGACCUGGAGGCCCAGAUGGAGGCUUCGGAUGUGUACCGCACGGCCCGUGCUCUCCGUAUCGUCCGCUUCACCAAGAUCCUCAGCCUGCUGCGCCUCUUGAGACUGUCCCGCUUCAUCCGCUACAUCCAUCAGUGGGAGGAGAUAUUCCACAUGACCUAUGACCUGGCCAGUGCUGUUGUGCGUAUAGUAAACCUGAUUGGUAUGAUGCUACUGCUGUGCCAUUGGGACGGCUGCAUGCAAUUCAUGGUGCCCAUGUUGCAGGAUUUCCCACCAGAUUGCUGGGUUACCAAGAACAACAUGGUGAAUUCCACAUGGCAUUUACAGUACUCAUAUGCCCUGUUCAUGGCAAUGAGUCACAUGUUGUGUAUAGGAUAUGGUGCCCAGGCUCCUGAGGGCAUGACGGACGUAUGGCUGACUAUCAUGAGUAUGAUUGUGGGUGCCACCUGCUAUGCCAUGUUUCUGGGCCAUGCCGCCAACCUGGUUCAGUCCAUAGACGCCUCCCGACGACAGUAUCAAGAUAAGUAUAAGCAGGUGGAGCAGUACAUGUCGUUCCAUAAGCUGCCGGCGGACGUGAGGCAGAGGAUCCAUGAGUACUAUGAGAUUCGCUUCCAGGGCAAGAUGUUUGACGAAGACAGUAUUCUGGGAGAACUCAGCGACCCGCUCAAGGAGGAAAUUGUAAGCUUCAACUGCCGUGGAUUGGUAGCCAACAUGCCACUGUUUGCCAAUACAGAUCCUCAUUUUGUAACGGUGAUUUUGACCAAGCUGCGCUUUGAGGUCUUUCAGCCUAAUGACUUCAUCAUACGGGAGGGAACACUGGGGCGGAAGAUGUACUUUGUCCAACACGGCUGUGUUACCGUGCUCCCCCGCGGAAAAAAAGAGAUACAGCUUAGCGAUGGAGCCUACUUUGGGGAGAUCUGCCUGCUGACACGUGGACGUCGGACGGCAAGCGUGAGGGCUGAUACGUACUGCCGCCUCUACUCCCUGAGUGUGGACAGCUUCAACGAGGUCCUGGAGGAGCACCCGCUGAUGAGGAGGGCCUUUGAGAGCGUGGCUGUGGACCGUCUGGACCGGGUACAGGGGCGAGAACCCUUCAUGAGGUUCUCCGCAGACUGA
Messenger RNA from Oncorhynchus masou masou (cherry salmon), 1929 nucleotides. It is a transcript of the gene hcn3, whose product is annotated as hyperpolarization activated cyclic nucleotide-gated potassium channel 3. Bases 1 to 1929 code for a protein of 642 amino acids. Gene Ontology annotation, biological process: regulation of membrane depolarization; sodium ion transmembrane transport; potassium ion transmembrane transport. NCBI's taxonomy places the organism in Eukaryota, Metazoa, Chordata, Actinopteri, Salmoniformes, Salmonidae. Gene Ontology annotation, molecular function: voltage-gated potassium channel activity. Gene Ontology annotation, cellular component: axon; HCN channel complex; membrane. The record is from RefSeq and is a predicted model, not a curated record. The transcript is spliced from 8 exons.